ACCUGUCACACAGUACUGUGGUUUGCUCUUUUAAUGGAGCCAGCGCUGUUCUACAGCCUGAGUCAUCCCGCAGGCUCGUAGGGAAAGCUGCGAGCUUGCCUUCUCCUGGAGCGGGAGCUGCGCUGUGCUCCAUGUCCUGGCUUUUUGAACAAACACUGCUGCCCAGUCCAUGGCCGUCCUAGGACAAUGUUUGCUUGAUCAUCAGUGUCUUUUACCAGGAAGAAAAUCCUCGAUGGAGUUGAACGACCUGGCACGUGAUCCUCCAGCACAGUGUUCAGCAGGGCCUGUCGGGGAUGACAUGUUCCAUUGGCAAGCUACAAUAAUGGGACCAAACGACAGUCCCUAUCAAGGUGGAGUAUUUUUCUUGACAAUUCACUUCCCGACAGAUUAUCCCUUCAAACCACCUAAGGUUGCAUUUACAACAAGAAUCUAUCAUCCAAAUAUUAACAGUAAUGGCAGCAUUUGUCUUGAUAUUCUACGAUCACAGUGGUCCCCAGCACUAACUAUUUCAAAAGUACUUUUGUCCAUCUGUUCUCUGUUGUGUGAUCCCAAUCCAGAUGAUCCUUUAGUGCCUGAGAUUGCACGGAUCUACAAAACAGAUAGAGAAAAGUACAACAGAAUAGCUCGGGAAUGGACUCAGAAGUAUGCGAUGUAAUUAAAGAAAUUAUUGGAUAACCUCUACAAAUAAAGAUAGGGGAACUCUGAAAGAGAAAGUCCUUUUGAUUUCCAUUUGACUGCUUUCUAUGAGCCCACGCCUCAUCUUCCCCUGUGCACAUGUUUACCUGAUACAGCAGUGCUGCGUGUUGUACAUACUUGGAACAACAAACUAGAAAUACUGUAUUUCCCCGUACCAACAUUGACUCCUAGCAGAGAAGUGUGUGUGUGAAAAGCUGGUUCUUCAGUCAUAACUUUGUGAGCCUAAAAGCAUUCCUUGCUGAGUUAAAUUGGGAAAUCAAAUGGGAAUGGGGAGAGUUCUGGUGGGUUUCAGAUUUUCUAGGGACAGUGUUGCUGAUCCAUGAAGGAUUUUAAGUGGAAUCCUUUUAAACUCAUAACAGUUAUGAAAAGCAAGGUGAAGAACUUGAAGCUGUUUCUGUAUUCAUUUUAUUCUGAAGGACCUACACCUUAGGUAAAUGUUAUGACCAAUGAGAAACUGUACCCACAUCCUGUGUUUAAGGUCUAAGUUUAACCGGUCACCAUUUAAAUGGAUUGGAGCUAUUAGUGCAUCAAGUGAUGUUGAUUUGUUUCAACUCUCUCCCUCCCUUCAUACUUUUUUUGGUUUGUAUGUGGUUUCUCAGUUAAUACCUAGCUAAUAGCUCUUAUUUUUCUUAAGUUUUUUAACUGCUUAGGUCUUUCUGGAUGUAAGGGUAAAAAAAAAAAAAAUCCAUAUGACAGAAAACUUGUGUGUAUUUAAAGACCCAACUGCUCCCCUGGAGCUUGUACGUUCAAGAAUGAAUUAAUCUGUGUAAUAAACUGAUUACUACAGUCAUUACAUAUAACUUUGUGUGAAUAGGCUUUUAAUUUUCAGAGCAGUUUGUUACAGGCUUAAACUAACGGUGGAUUUCUCUCAAAAAACUUUUUGGGCUGAAGUCGUGAAGCAGUUUGGUUUGCAUCACACAAGGCACCUGAAGAGGCAAACAGGAGCUGGAGCACUUAGAUGAAAUCAGGAUGUGUAGUGUGCCAGGAACUUGACUGUUAAACCAAAUAAGCAGUUUACUAAAUGCGAAUCAGAGUGACAUUUUACAAAGCCUGAUGGUAUUACUCCCACUUGCAUGGGACCUAACACAAUGCAUAUGUACUGUAGGUAAGUGAAACCUUAUGUAACUAAAAAAAUGGAUGUAAAAGGGUAAAAAAAAGAAAAAACCUACCAAACACAUCAGCACAAACUUUCAUAAAAUGUAGCUUUUACAUAAUUACUUUGCACUAAACAUUUGCAAAUGUUCAUACAGUUUUAAAUUGUACUUGUAUGUGUCUUUUUUUUUUUCUUUUUUUUUUUUUUUUUUUGGAACAAAGUCUUCACUUGAAUCUAGUGAAAAAAUGUAGUUUGAAACUUUUCUUUGUAUACAAGUGUAUUUGCCAGCAUCGUUGGUGUGACAGUAGGUGAGUCUGCAAGUUUAUCUCCUCUUAGUAGAAUUGUAACCCAAGCCAUCGGGCAGGAGAGGCUGGAGCCGCUGGCUCUCCAGCCACAGGGUCUGUCCCAGCCAUUCCCAAAUGCAUCUUGACACUCUUGCACAAACGAGGAAUAAAUGUCCACUGCUUUUGGUCUAAA
This is a messenger RNA of Motacilla alba alba, 2266 nucleotides long. It is a transcript of the gene UBE2D2, whose product is annotated as ubiquitin conjugating enzyme E2 D2. The transcript is spliced from 7 exons. The record is from RefSeq and is a predicted model, not a curated record. NCBI's taxonomy places the organism in Eukaryota, Metazoa, Chordata, Aves, Passeriformes, Motacillidae. Gene Ontology annotation, biological process: ubiquitin-dependent protein catabolic process; protein K48-linked ubiquitination. Gene Ontology annotation, molecular function: ubiquitin conjugating enzyme activity. Bases 170 to 655 code for a protein of 161 amino acids. Gene Ontology annotation, cellular component: nucleus.